AUGCGGUGGAAUGACCUUUUGCCCAAAGACCAAAGGAUAUAUGCCAAUGGCCUCGCAGGACGCAGCCUAUUUCUUCCGCCUGUGCGUGUGGAGAGCAUGCGCAAAGAUGGGAUGUAG
Molecule: messenger RNA, 117 nt
Organism: Plenodomus lingam JN3
Lineage: Eukaryota; Fungi; Ascomycota; Dothideomycetes; Pleosporales; Leptosphaeriaceae
Source: RefSeq, a predicted model, not a curated record